UGAGCUCACGUGACCCAGUGGCCCAUAGUUUGCCCACGUGGGCGCAAGCGCGCGCAUGGCGACCGGGCCGGACCCCGCGGGGACGCGCUUCUUCUGCACGACCGGCCGCGGGCUCGAGCCAUUCGUGCUGCGCGAGGUCCGCGCGCGGCUCGGGGCCAAGCAGGUUGAAUAUGUCUCAGGGAAAGUUUUUUUCACCACCAGUUCAGACUUGAACACGCUGAAGAGAUUAAAAUCUGCAGAGAGGUUAUUUUUGCUGGUCAAAAGGCAACAUCCACUUCCUGCCUACCCCAGACACAAAGAGAAAACAUUCCGUGAGCUACAGAGACUUGUACAUGAUGCUCCAGAGCUCUGGCUGGAGGCCCUUUCAACCUGGGAGCGUCUGCUGGCGCAUGAAGCGAAAGAAAGAACGCUUUCUCCAAGAACUACUGCCCCACAAGGAAAAAGAGCUGGGGACAGUGAAGCCCUCAUCGCUAAGAAACUCAGGACAGAGCAUACACUGGAAGAGCCAAAGAGUCUGCAGUCUGGUCAGCUGGGGAAAGAAAGAGAGGAGGAGGCAGUGCCAGGGCAUCGAGGGCUUGUUUCCCAAGAUCCACUCCCAGGGAUCCAGGGGGAGGCAGCCACAGCAGCUGGCACCAAGGACCCAGGCAGUUUGACUUUCCGCGUCUCCUGUCGCUGCAGUGGUGCCAUCGCCAAGGCCUUCACCACACAGGAGGUGAGCAGGCUUGUUGGAGUUGCUCUAAUGAAGCAGUUUGGAUGGAGAGCGGAUCUGAGGCGUCCACGUUUAGAGGUCUUUCUGCAUCUCAGUGACGUGUACUCAGUGGUGGGGAUUCCUGUGCUCAGGGUCCCCCUUGCCAGCCGAGCUUACAUCCAGACAGCUGGGCUGAGGUCCACCGUCGCCUGGGCCAUGGCCUCCCUUGCCGAGAUCCAGGCCGGGGCAUUCGUUUUAGAUCCAAUGUGUGGACUUGGAACAAUCCUUCUGGAAGCUGCCCGAGAAUGGCCAAACGCUUGCUACGUGGGAGCGGACAUCAGUGAUGCCCAGUUGGUCGGUGCAGGGGACAAUCUGACUGCUGCUGGCUUCUGGGACAGAGUGGAGCUGCUCAAGGCCUCUGUUACAGAGUUGCCGCUGCUGUCAGAAAGUGUUGAUGUUAUUAUUUCUGACGUUCCAUUUGGGAAGAAGUUCAAGUUAGGAAAAGACAUCAGGAGCAUUCUAGGAGAAAUGGAGAGGGUGCUCCGAGUCGGUGGGACUCUGGUGUUGCUGCUCAGUGAAGCCCACUGUCAGCAGCUGGUGGGCAGGAAAGGUGACCUCAACCCCCCAGGAGAUACCAGCCAUGAAGAAGAGACUGUCGUCCCUGGUGACAUGGGCAGGACAGACGCGGCACCCCCAUGGGGCUCCCUGAUGCCCAAGGAGGCCCACUGGGUGAGCCUGGGGAGAACAGUGGCUUUACUAUGCAAGUACAGAAAGUCCCUGCCUUCUGGGGGGACACCAGCCUCCACCAGCCUCCUGGCUGCAGAAGGAGGAAUAGAGGGACCCCACACACACACCAGCCUGCCAGAGACUCCUGCAGACCCUAGGCCAGGCUGACUCCCUGAUCAGGAGGCGUUGCUGCAGCGUGUGUCUCUGUGAGCUCAGGGACAGUGAUCUAAACUGCAGGACCCCGGACCCUGGUGGGAGUGUGGAGAGCCUCCCUCCCCCGAGGUGCAUGGGGACAUCGCUUCAGCUUCCAGUCAACAGUUCCCUGAUUGGGGUGGAGAGAGAGCUCCACCAGGUGGGGCACAUGCCUUGCUAUGUGUUCAGUCCAUAUUGGAGCCCCAGUACCAUAUGAGAGGUGCCAAGGCGCUCGGAGAAGCCCUGAUGCUAUAGUGUCUCUCCUCUUACUCUCUGAAUGAAAAGGCAGCAGUGAAAUCAGCAGAUGUGAGGCCCCAGUUACACACACACACACACACACACACACACACACACACACGCAGCAAUAAAUAAGGGUUUUCUGAUGUUCACACCAUCAUGACCAGCCUAGUAAGAUUUUAAUUGUCAGUAGUUUUUUGUUUUUUUCUUUUUCAUUUCAAUGUGGAACCUUUUAUGUCUUCUUUGGAUAGGCAAUAUGGUCCUUUGAAUCCAUAAUUUUCUUCUCCACUGAAAGGAACAUAAUCUCUGUGUGCAAUUUAUUUGCAUUUUAUAUGUUCUCUGUCAGCCACAUCUAUCUGUGCAUUCCGUAUCAUGUAAAACAGCA
Erinaceus europaeus (western European hedgehog) is the source of this 2228-nucleotide messenger RNA. RefSeq names its product THUMP domain containing 2 (gene THUMPD2). Bases 56 to 1582 code for a protein of 508 amino acids. Gene Ontology annotation, molecular function: tRNA (guanine) methyltransferase activity; RNA binding. The record is from RefSeq and is a predicted model, not a curated record. Lineage: Eukaryota; Metazoa; Chordata; Mammalia; Eulipotyphla; Erinaceidae. Gene Ontology annotation, biological process: tRNA methylation. The transcript is spliced from 10 exons.